CGAAUCACAACGAUAUCGAUAGCAAAUCAGCUGAUUUCACUACUCUAGUUUAAUUACAUGAACGUGUUUAUAUAGAAACUAAGUUUUGCGAUAAGAUGGCCUGGGGUGAACUUAUCGCCAGUCUUUCAACAAAUCCGUAUUUCGGUGCCGGAUUCGGUUUAUUCGGAGUUGGCGCCAGUGCAGCGAUACUAAGGAAGGGUCUACAAGGUGCGGUGGUUUUAUUUCGUCGACAUUAUUUGAUUACCUUGGAGGUACCCUGUAGAGAUAAAUCGUACCAAUGGCUUUUGAAAUGGAUAACCAUUAGAGGAGCUAAGAAGACACAACACUUGAGUGUGGAAACGACGUUCUUACAGAACGAUAAUGGACAGGUGAAAACGAGUUAUGACUUUAUACCGAGUAUUGGAAAACAUUUAUUUCGGUAUAAACGCAAUUGGAUUCAAGUGGAGCGGACAAGGGAGCAACAAACAUUGGAUUUACACAUGGGAGUUCCAUGGGAAUCUGUUACGCUGACAGCGUUGGGAAGCAACAAGCAAAUGUAUUUUGAAAUUCUGGAAGAAGCCCGUCAAUUGGCGUUACAAGCGACAGAGGGAAAAACACUUAUGUAUACCGCAAUGGGUUCGGAAUGGAGGCCAUUUGGUCAUCCCCGAAGACGCAGACCGACGACUUCAGUAGUAUUAGAUGAAGGAAUUUCCAAAAGGAUCAUUGCGGACUGCAACGAUUUCAUUGGGAAUUCUUUGUGGUAUACACAGCGAGGAAUUCCCUAUCGCAGAGGCUAUUUAUUAUAUGGACCACCUGGAUGCGGUAAAUCAAGCUUUAUAACUGCCUUGGCCGGAGAAUUAGAGUAUGGCAUCUGCUUGCUAAACUUAUCGGAACGGGGACUUACAGAUGAUAGACUGAAUCACCUAUUAAAUGUCGCCCCAGAGCAAACGAUAAUAUUACUCGAAGAUAUUGAUGCUGCAUUUGUUUCUCGAGAAUCAACGUUACAGCAAAAAUCUGCUUACGAUGGCUUAAACCGUAUAACAUUUAGCGGAUUGUUAAACUGCCUUGAUGGCGUUGCUUCCACCGAAGCACGUAUCGUUUUUAUGACUACGAAUUACUUAGAUCGCUUAGAUCCCGCCCUAAUUAGACCCGGCCGAAUUGAUUUAAAGGAAUACAUCGGUUAUUGCAGUCAAUAUCAGCUCGAACAAAUGUUUCGACAAUUUUUUGGAGAUCAGGCAAAGUCAGCAUCUACAGAAUUCGCUCAACGAAUUAUUGAUACCGGCCGUACAGUGAGUCCGGCGCAAAUCCAAGGUUUUUUCAUGAAACACAAAAUGUCGCCACCGCAAGUUGUGGUCGACAGUUGCCAAAGUAUUUGGGAAGACGAUCCGAAGUAACUGUUAAUUUUAAUUAAUACAAUUUUAUUAUUUAAAUUGUUUUAUUA
Molecule: messenger RNA, 1420 nt
Organism: Drosophila innubila
Lineage: Eukaryota; Metazoa; Arthropoda; Insecta; Diptera; Drosophilidae
Gene: Bcs1
Product: mitochondrial chaperone BCS1
Exons: 2
Coding region: 96-1373 (425 amino acids)
Biological process (GO): mitochondrial respiratory chain complex III assembly; protein insertion into mitochondrial inner membrane from matrix
Cellular component (GO): mitochondrial inner membrane
Molecular function (GO): ATP binding; ATP hydrolysis activity
Source: RefSeq, a predicted model, not a curated record